Erythranthe guttata (spotted monkey flower) is the source of this 1059-nucleotide messenger RNA. RefSeq lists its product as hypothetical. NCBI's taxonomy places the organism in Eukaryota, Viridiplantae, Streptophyta, Magnoliopsida, Lamiales, Phrymaceae. The record is from RefSeq and is a predicted model, not a curated record. Gene Ontology annotation, biological process: defense response.
AUGGAUCCGACACCGGAAUCCUCAUGCAUCUCCUCCGAAGCUCCACCGCCGCCGCCGCCGCCGUCAACCGCCGCCUCCCAACUCCUGGAAAUCAGCCUAAUAUCAGCCCAGGACUUGGCUCCGGUCUCAAAGUCAAUGCACACGUACGGCGUCGUAUGGAUCCGACCCAACAAAAAGCACACGACCCGAACCGAUAACCACGGCCAGCGAAACCCUAAAUGGAACGACAAGUGCGUCUUCUCCCUCGACAACCCGCCGGAGAACAACGACGCCACCGUCACCGUCGAAAUCUACACCGUCUCCUGGUUCCGUGACGUCAUCGUCGGAAUGGUUCGGGUCCGGGUCGCCGAUCUGAUCACCCCCCUGACCCGAACCCGCAAUAAGAAUACCCGUUUCGUCGCGCUCCAGAUCCGCCGCCCCUCCGGCAGCCCGCAGGGCAUACUGAACAUGGGCGUCGCCCUCUCCGACACCGCCGCCAUGAGAAGCAUGCCGCUUUCUUCCAAGAAUCGUUUCGACGAACACAAGCAAAACGACGACGUAACCGAUCUGAAUAUCGUCCUCUGGCGGUCCUUGAGCGCCGGCGACGGCAAGGCCGACGAUUUGUCGUUCCCCGAUAAACCCGGAUCGAUUUGCAACGGUUCUACCGUCGACAAUGGGUCGGAUUUGUGCUCCGACGUGGGUCCGUCGGCCUCCGUCGUGGCGGCGGAGAUUAAUACCACGGCGGCGGAUCAAGAAACCGGCAGCUCGAUUCUGGAGGAGCUCACGGCUGAAGAGGCGAAAGCGAAAGGUUACAAAUCGGUCGCGACGAGCAAGGAGAUGUGGAGAAGGGCUAUGGUGGAAGGCGGAGGAGAUGAGUCGGAGUUGUUGCGGAAUGGCGGCGGGAGACGGCGCUCGAGGAGGAGCUCCGACGAGGGGCGUUUUUCUUGCUUCGGAAAUGCAUACGGGAUUGAGUUUACGAUAGUUUGCGGGGCGGGAAAGAAUCCGAGCAGUAAUAAUAAGAGGAGUGGCUGCCGCAGAAGGACGAAGAAGACGAUUAGUAGUAAGGCUAAUUCAGCUUAA